AUGUCGUCUUUUUUUACGACACCCGGAGCCCAGAAGAAGAGGAAGCGCACGGUGGCAACAGAAGCACCAAAGAAGCGACUAGCAACAACUAAGCCAUCAUCGAAACCACCGAGCAGGGGCCCCGCCAAAUCCUCCGUCGCCCCGAAGAAAAAGGCCAUUGAACGAGACGAGUCGAUCUCAGGGAGCGAUAUCGAGAGUGACGAAAGCGGAGACGAUGUUCGGGACAGGAGCGGCUCUGAGGAUUCUUCAGACGAGUCGGAUAGUGGAGGGGAGACGGCAGCAGAGAAGCGGUUGAGGUUAGCACAGCGGUAUCUCGAGAAGACGCGAAAGGAGGUGGAAUUGGAGGAUGAGUACGCGUUCGAUGCAGAGGAGAUUGACCGAGAUCUUCUUGCUGAGAGGCUACAAGAGGACGUGGCCGAAUCGAAGGUAAAGUCUACCGGCGACGGCUACCUCACAAAAUGGAAAUUGCAAGACCUGCCUAAAGACCAAUGGCCGCAGACAACACGGAGGAAACCAAAGAAGCCCCCCGCGCCGCCCAAGCGGAAACCCGAGAGGAUAUGUUUCGCCAAAUCCAACCCGGGAAAGACCAAGGACAAGAGCUAUCAGGGCCACACAGGGGCACCACUCACCGUCAAGGCGUCGCAAGACGGAAAGUACGUCGUAACCGGAGGUGUCGACCGCCGCCUGGUUGUCUACAACGCCGCCGACCUCAAGCCCAUCCGCGCCUUCACGCAGCACCGCGACGCCGUGACGGGCCUGGCCUUCCGCCGCGGCACCAACCAACUCUUCUCCUGCUCCAAAGACCGCACCGUCAAGGUCUGGUCGCUCGACGAGCUGGCCUACGUCGAGACCCUUUUCGGCCACCAGGACGAGAUCCUCGACGUGGACGCGCUCGCCCAGGAGCGGUGCGUCAGCGUCGGCGCCCGCGACCGCACCGCGCGCUACUGGAAAGUACCCGAGGAGUCGCAGCUGGUGUUCCGCGGCGGGGCGGGCGAGGGCGGCAAGAAGAGCCGGGUGCCGGUCGGCGUGGACCCGGCGUCGGCGGCGCACGAGGGCAGCAUGGACCGCGUGGCCAUGCUCGACGACGAGAUCUUCGUGACGGGCAGCGACAACGGCGACCUCGCCCUGUGGAGCAUCCAGCGCAAGAAGGCCCUGCACGUCGUCCCGCGCGCCCACGGCAUCGAGCCGCCCCUGGACCCCGCCCAGUCCUCCGCCGACGAGGUCCCCGACCCGAGCGUCGUCCCCCCGCCCCAGCCGCGCGCCAUCACCGCCCUGCGCACCGUCCCCUACUCGGAUGUCAUCCUCAGCGGCAGCUGGGAUGGCUGUGUGCGCGUGUGGCGGCUGAGCGAGGACAAGCGCAAGAUCGAGGUCGUGGGCGUGCUGGGCGGCGCACCGCCCACACUGCCCAAUGGGGUACACGCUGACGGCAAAGACAAGAAAGAAUCGCCCAGCCAGGAUUUGGUCCGCGGCAUAAUCAACGACAUUGCCAUGUUUGAGCGGGGCGAGAGGGGCCGGGACGGGCUUUGCGUGGUGGCGGUCACGGGCAAGGAGCUGCGGCUCGGCAGGUGGAAGAACAUGAAGGAGGGCCGGUGCGGCGCCGUCAUCUUUGAGGUGCCGAAGGCGGUUGUGAAGAAGCAGGAUGGGGCCGAGUUGAACGGGGGAUCGGCCGGGUUAGACGGCGAGGAGGAUAACUAG
Molecule: messenger RNA, 1695 nt
Organism: Chaetomium globosum CBS 148.51
Lineage: Eukaryota; Fungi; Ascomycota; Sordariomycetes; Sordariales; Chaetomiaceae
Product: rRNA processing protein RRP9
Exons: 2
Coding region: 1-1695 (564 amino acids)
Cellular component (GO): small-subunit processome
Molecular function (GO): snoRNA binding; protein binding
Source: RefSeq, a predicted model, not a curated record